This is a messenger RNA of Symbiodinium necroappetens, 1509 nucleotides long. Lineage: Eukaryota; Dinophyceae; Suessiales; Symbiodiniaceae. The record is from the annotation of a GenBank genome assembly.
AUGAGAACGUUUGAAGAGGCCCUUGCUUCCGAUGCCUUCGCCAGUUUGCGGAGGUGCGUAGAGGCUUCCGGUGAGCCGUGUGAAGGCAACAUAAUGCACACGUGGAACUCCUGGGAACCACAGCCAGACAUGGAAGCGAAACAGAGGAACUUGUUCCACUUGUCACAGUCGCUGUGUGAGCAAAGAUGUGAGCCCGUGCUUCUCGAAGUUGGCUUCAAUGCGGGUCAUUCCGUUUGCUUGAUGAUGCUUGCAAACCCGAGAGCGAAGGUUGUUGCUUUCGACCUAUGUGAGCACACUUACACUAAGCCUUGUGCGAAGGUGCUGCAAUCGAUCUUCGGGCAGGAUCGCUUACACCUGGUAGAAGGAUCCAGCAACGCUACCCUGCCGGAGUACCACCAGCGGCAUCCGAAUGUGCGGUUCGAUCUUUUCCACGUUGACGGCGGACAUCAGUACAGGCAAGCACUGACAGACCUUGAAAGCUGUUGUCAAAUGGCACACCAGGACGCAGAGAACACUUCCAUACUAGUCUUAGACGACACUGACAUCACUGGUGUUGCAGCCGCAUGGGCUGACUUUGUUGCUGGAGGCCACUUAGUUGAACGAGCGCCGCCGCAUGCACUCGGUCGAUACCGGCACGGCGUCGGCGAGGUGAUCCCAUACGGAGCAAGUAGAUGUGGUGCCUGUGGGUCUGCUGGUGCCGAUUGGGCAUGUGGCGGAUGCGGUCAGGUGCGCUACUGCGACGACAAAUGUGGCAGAGUCCAUUGGUCGUUGCACCGCACCGUGUGCUCGUCCCGAGCACGACCUCCUCCAGCUCUUGCACAGCCCAGCGAGGUCCUGCCCUCCGGCCUGCUUUCAAGCCGAUCGGAUGGAGUCUUACUUGCUGCCAAGAGCCUUUCCGUUGGUGACGUUCUCUGUUCAGAGCCUCCCUUGACCUGGCAACCUGUGCCUGCCAUGCGUGCAAGCCUGUGCGCUCGAUGCGGCGCCACCCAAGCGCUGCUGCGAUGUGCCGUAUGCCAGCAGGUUAGUUACUGCGCACGUUGUCGCUCUACAUCAUCCAGUCCAUGCGCGAUGUGCCCGGAGCUGUCCAUCACGCAAGGGCAUGUCGGAGCCUUCACUCUCGUCGGCUUGGAAAUACUCCGUGAUUGGGAGGAAGGUCGGCUCCAGCCAGGGGACUUGUUGAAGCCUUCUGAGGUGGCCAUGCAACAAGCCAGAGGAUGCUCAGUCUCAGUCCAGAAAGUUGCGCACUUCUGCUCGGCUGUGCGCUGGAGCGAUGAGCGUGCUGAGGAGAUCCUCGCAGCUGUGAUCGCUGGGCGCAUCGAGCACACAGCUGCCGGCAAGCCGGUCGGCGUUGGGUACUAUCCGUCCUUCGCACGGCUGAGAGCAGGAGCGACGUCUUGCGAGAAGGCGAACGUCAGCUUGCGGAUCCUGCAGGGAAGCAAGCAUGCCUUCACCAUCCAGGCUGUGGUGAGCCAACCUAUUCCUGAGGGUGCAGCGCUGCACCUGGGUUGA